AUGUCACAAGCAAUACUUUACUCUGGGAAAGUGAAUGGUGAGGGGAUUAUCCCAGGAGAAUAGAGCGACAUGGAUCCACUGUCAUUAAUGGGAUGAGGUCUUUGUGUUUCCAUUCAGGUGACAGUACCUGAGGCAGUCAUUCAGAGGAACAGGGUAUCCGGUUUCUAUAAUGCAAUGUCAGCCUCUAGGGUGUGUGUGCGUACUCCUGCAACGGCAUUUCACAACCGUAGAGAAGAUAAAACACUUAUCACUUUGUCAACACAGAGGACUGUUGUUGAGAAUCUAGAUUUAGCUGUGUUCAAUUAGCCUUAGUGUACACUAGGCCUGUGUAGUUAUGAGUGGUUGCUUUGAUGUAAUAUGGGCCAGGGAUUGGGGAAGGUUGCGUAAUGGCAAUAACAGGGAGGGAAGGCCAGUCUUAUUACCUGCAUACCUGUACUCAGCGGGUCUUGACAUGUCCCCCAAAUCCAUUCCAGUCCUCAUUCUUUAACCACUAGUUGGGUUAAAGUAAAAAAUGGUCUUCCCCCUUUUGGUUGUUUUCUGUCCAGUUUUAUCUAUGGCCACAAUCUCAAAUUCUAUUGCCAAAAUAGCAGUAGGCGGCCUAUUUUUAAUGACUUGAUGGAAUGACAAAAGAUAUAGGCUUAACAUGCCGAGACAAGUAGGCCUACUAAUGUAAUGAAAACUUUAAAUGAGCAGCCAAAAGGGGAGGGGGGAGAAUUUCCCUGUCACUAACUCAUUCUGCAGUCAAAACUACUUGCUGACAGUGAUACUUUGAUAGUAAACAAGCAGUGACCACUGAACCCCUCAGCUGAUGUUUCCCCUUUCCUCUCCCCAGGAAUGGCAGAGUUGGCAAGUCUGGUGCAGCGGCUGGAGGCGGCUGUGGGUCGUCUGGAGGCCGUGUCGGGCGAUGGAGGUGGCUCUGCUGGAGGCUCUGGAGGUAACCUAGAAUUUUCCAUAUUGUAGCCUUUCCUGUCAUACAAACAUGAAUGCUAGAAAUCAUUUUAAGACUGAGAUAGAAUUGAGUCCAGGUCCUAAUAAUGCUAAAGAAACUUCCACAGUUUAGAUAAUGGAGGUAAAAUUUAAACAUGACUCACAAGUAGAACAAACAUAACCCAUGAACAUUGGUAUCGCUGACUUUUCUCCCUAUUGCCAUCCAUUUCUUGCAGUCGUGGCAGCUUACGUGGAGGCCUAUGAUGGCAUCGUCACCGGAGCAGUUGCCCAGUACAUGACCCUCAGCCAGCAGAUAGGGGGCGAUGUCCAGAAGCAUGUAAGUUGAAUUGCACGACAGGGAAAAGUUGGUUAUUGGUGGAUGCGUAUGAUACAAUUAACCAAACCUGGCCCUUUUCUCAUCUCUCACUCCCUCUCUCUCAGGCGGACAUGAUGAAGCAGGCGUUCUCCUGUCAGAGACAGCUCCUGGUCACCUCCUCCUGCUCCCAGAAGCCCACUGAUGUGAGUUGGUUCAUCCAUCAGCAAUCACCUUGACCCUCAACAUUAUAGUAUUCAGCAGAAUAAGUCAUUAUUUAGAUAAACGGAACAGUAGAUGUACUGUAGUUGUCUCAUUAACGAAUGUAUUGGCAAUGAAUCAGCAGUGUAGCAAUUGGGUCAACUGAUUCCAAUGCCAUAGCAUGGUUUUUCUACAUUUUCUUGCCACAUAUUAUUUCAUGUAAUUAAUUGCCUUUUUACUCACGCUAUUCCACCCUGGUUGGCGCUUAGAAGAUAUCAUAUUUUGUCAUCAGGUGCAAAUACAUACGUUUCUUUGCAUCUCUAGGAUGUUAUGAUUUAACUCAUGGUUAUUUUCCCUCUAUAGGCAUCCUUGACUACUCUCCUGGCCCCCGUCUCCAAAGUGAUCCAGCAGGUGCAGACGUUCCGCGAGCAGAACCGCUCCUCGCCCCUCUUCAACCACCUCUCGGCCGUCAGCGAGAGCGUGCCUGCCCUCGGCUGGGUCGCCAUGGUGAGGGAAGGGAGAGGAGGGGCUUGACACUGCCACCACAGUGUGUGUGUGUGGGCGGUGUGUAAUUGGCGGAAACAAACACGUCUUUCAUUCUGUAGAAGUCUGAGACUGUUCGGCAGUGACAUUUUAACAAAGUUCCUCUAUCAACAGUGCAUCAUUGUUGAAACUCUGGAAUUAUCAUUUUGAUUAAUGAAUAUUAAUGAGAACUGCUGCAUUGUAAUGAACAAAGGCAAACCUAGACUUUAGUAUGCCGGUGGAUGCAACACUAAAAACCAUUGUAAGCCAUCACAUCAGCUGUGUCCACACAAGCUCUGUUUGAAGAGCAAGAACUCUCCUGCAAUGUUCUAAUGUUAUUUCUCUUCCAGGCUCCUAAGCCAGGUCCCUAUGUGAAGGAGAUGCAGGAUGCUGCCCAGUUCUACACCAACCGUGUGCUCAAGGACUACAAGGAGAAGUAAGGACCAUCUGCUCUGCUGUAUGUUGUUCUUGAACCUUUUUCUGACUGCCAAGUCCCCUAUAUAGUUAAGCUGGACACUGGAUAUUUUCUUCAUCCUUUGGUCUCUCUCCUGUUGUGUUAAACUCAAUUGCCUUGUGUCCUACUCCUCAGGGACCAGAAGCAUGUGGACUGGGUGAAGGCCUACCUGUCUAUCUGGACUGAGCUUCAGAACUACAUCAAACAGCACCACACCACCGGACUGACCUGGAGCAAGAGUGUAAGUCCUUUAACUUUACUCUCUCUUUACUCCUCGUGUCAGUACAGGAGGGAUACACUUUAUCGGCGGCUCAUUAACAGACUUAGUGCUGGGGGUAGGGAAAAGUGAGUUACCGUAUGAGUAAAAUAAUGACAUGGGCUUAUUUAGGAAAGUGGACCGGUUCAGAAUAGAACCGCUCUAAUUAUGUUUAUCGAACAUACAUGAAGAUCUGUCAUACGGAAUAUGGAAUCAUCAGACUGGGCUCUGUUUGAUUUUUCUAUCAGCACAGUACUAAACAUCACACUCAGUUUUCAACUAAUGUCUUUGGUUUUAUGUGCAACAAGAAGGCUGUGUGUGAUAGUGUGACGGUAAAACCACCAAUGUGUAGGUUACUCGUCAGCCCUUUCCUAUCUACAGUUCAAACAAUUGCACGUUAUUGAAUUAGACCAAGUUGUUAAGAGCAGGAAAUGACCAUGUCUAGUCAUGUGUAUAACCAAUGUGCUGUGUUUUUUGUCAUCCCAGGGUCCAGUAGCCUCUGCCUCUGCAGCUCCCCCUCCCCGUGCCGGUGGCGGUCCUCCUCCCCCCGGCCCUCCUCCCCCUCCUAUGGACUUCAGCGGGUCGUCUGGCAGCGGCGGAGACCAGGGACCCGACACGCGUAACACCCUCUUCGCUUCCCUCAACAAGGGAGCUGACAUCACCAAGGGUACGUGUCAAAUAAUGAAUCCUCAAAAGUUCUCAAGAAUCAGAAGCUCAAUUUAUUAAGAAGUACUUUGAAACAUACAUGGCUCACUUGAAGAAGAUGUAAAUCUCAAUGUGACUUACUUGGUUAAAUAAAGGAUAAAGAAAAUAAUACAAUGUGAGAAGCAAAUUGACCCCAACCCUUCCAUUCAUUAUCCAGGGCCUUCCAUUAUGUAAGGGCAUUUCUCCUUGUCUACCAGCACAGUACCACCAUGUGUCUCACCCAUCUUACUGUAUAUUUUCACUGACUGUAUGUUACUCUGGAUAAUGGCAUCUGGUAAAUGACACAAAUGUUAAUAUUUGUGUUCCCCCUCUCCAACUUUUGUACUUUUUGUCCCUAGGCCUGAAGCACGUGUCCAAAGACCAGAUGACUCACAAGAACCCCAACCUGAGGACCCAGACCAGUUCUGUGCGCACAGGGCCCAAGCCCUUCACCUCUUCCAAGCCAGCCGCCACCGCCGCCCCCUCUCGCAAGCUGCCCCCCGUUCUGGAGCUUGACGGCAAAAAGUGGAAAGUGGUGAGCUAUUGGUCCUUGUCAAGUUGUUUACACUGGUAUACGGUUGUAAGAGUCUGUUGCAGAUUUUUAUUUUUAAGGUUCCAAUACAAAUAAUAAUGUAACUUGUAUAGUGCUUUUCAUUAUAGAAAAUAAUCUCAAAGGGCAUAAAAAGCAAAACAAUGAAUUUUUAUAGAGAUGUAGAUUGAUGUCUCUAUUUGGCUUUGGAUGAAAGGCUGGGAGUUGAGGCAGUUUGGAUUGAAAAGGCACUGUAGCUUCAGCAGAGGGCGCAUCGAUGGUACAGCCAGAGCGAAACAAAGACAGUCUGACAAACAGGCCCGGAGCGCUUCAUCAGUACACCACAUCUGCUUCUCCGACAGUCAGUUCCUCCUAUAGGAAAAAGGUUCCUAUAGGCAAUGUUCUCUCUUCACAGCCUCUUAAAGUAACUGUCCAGUGAAAAUCUCACUUUUAAAAGUUCAUAUUCUGUUAAUUUAUACCCAAAUAAUGUUGGUGACUCAUCCUAUACUUGUAUUUGUGGCCAAAGCAUAAAUUGGAGAACAAACACUUAAACCCCUCCCCCUCCCCAAAUCUUGUAUUUCAAACCUUUAAAAAAAAUGCUUGCUAUUUCCUCAUAGAGGAUUUAACUGGCCAAUCAGCGGUAUACUCGCAUUAAUAUUUUUAAUGAACGGUAUACGCCCACACCAUUCUGUUGCCAACACCAUUCCAACACCGAAAAUAUUUUAAAACAUACUUAAUUACCAUUGUUUGGAAGGAAAAGUAUUUGACUCAUAUUUUAAUUAAUUAUAGGUCAUUUUUCAUAAAAAUCUGGAAACAAUGGACAGUUACUUUAAGGAAUUAGCUAUUUCCCAACACAUGCAACAUUAGGUAACAUGGUAGUGUUUCCAAACAGUGGUGUGCAUGACUCUUUUUGGUUUACUUGGUGCUUCCAAUUUUAAAGGCUUAUAUGGCUCAUAGUAAACUCAGUGGUUUAUAAAUAUUUGUACAAUCCAAAUAUCUACUAUAUAAGCAGAGUUUCCACUACAGUGAACUCAUGUUAUGUGCAUUUCAGAUAAGUGGGCUGUUGGUUUGCCCCUGAACUGAAUGCACAGGUUUAGCACGCACGGAUCACGACAGCCCCAAGCCAUUGCGUUUUCAGGGGUGGAGUGUAUUUUCUCUCUAACCCCUAACCGCUCUCCCUCUGUGAUGACCUAUAGGAAAACCAGGAGGGUGCCCAGGGCCUGGUGAUCAGCGACACAGAGCUCAAGCAGGUGGUCUACGCCUUCAAGUGUAACAACAGCACCCUGCAGAUCAAGGGCAAGAUAAACUCCAUCACUUUAGGUAAGGGCAGACCCAUGUUCCUGUGUGUGAGCAUGGACAAAUUAAAGUAAAAGGUCAACAAAGGGCAUUUGUUAAUAUGGUUCCUUUCUUGCAGACAACUGUAAGAAACUGGGCCUGGUCUUUGAUGACGUUGUGGGCAUUAUAGAGGUUAUCAACUGCAGGGACGUCAAGGUCCAGGUGUGUAUUUCUAAAAUGGAUUAAUGUGAAAAUGGACACUGAAAAGGCCUGGUCAUUCCAAGGCAAUGACAUGGCGAUAUCACACAACGGUGACAACAGAAGAUCAUAUCAGCUUUUGUCUGAUUACCAUUUACAUAUUAAAAGUGUCCAAUGUGAUUAUGUGGAUGUGACAUUUUACAGAUUACUUUGCAUGUUUUCCAAACUGUUGUGGCAGUUUUUUUUCCACUGCAUAUUACCCAACAGAUGAUUUAGUCAUAGUUGAUUCACUCUUAAAGAUGCACUAUGCAGAAAUCACUCUGCCAUUUCCUGGUUGCUAAAAUUCUAAUCGUUUUCAGUUUGUGACAAAACGAGCAAGUAUAGUGUAGAGAAUCAUUUUACCAUCUAAACCGCUGGUGUACAAAACCAAAAGUAAAAGACACAAAAACAAAACUUGGGGACAGGAAGCAUAGAAAUAGCGCACACAGAACAUAUCUACGGCUUCUUAGACUUGCUUUCAAUGAGAAUGACAGAUAUAUAACUCACAUUUAUGUGAAUUUGGUUGGGUCGCCCAAAAAGUUACAUAUUGCAGCUUUAACCGUCUCUGGUGUGUUCAGGUCUUGGGCAAGGUGCCCACCAUCUCCAUCAACAAGACGGACGGUUGCCACGUGUACCUGAGCAAAGAUUCGCUGGAGUGUGAGAUCGUCAGCGCCAAGAGCUCAGAGAUGAACGUGCUGGUACCUGGUAAAGACGGAGACUAUGUGAGUACAUCUAUGGGGGAAUUUGGGGCGUCUAGUGGCAUUAAAUGCAAUUAUAUGACAACAUAAUAAUACAUGUUAUGUGGACAUUUUGUGAUGAUAAACUUACAUUUCUCCUUUGUCUCUCUCUUAGACUGAGAUCCCUGUUCCUGAGCAGUUCAAGACUGUCUGGGAUGGCAAGAAGCUUGUCACCACUUGUACAGAGAUCGCUGGAUAG
Messenger RNA from Coregonus sp. 'balchen', 6334 nucleotides. The record is from the annotation of a GenBank genome assembly. NCBI's taxonomy places the organism in Eukaryota, Metazoa, Chordata, Actinopteri, Salmoniformes, Salmonidae.